This is a messenger RNA of Acanthosepion pharaonis, 816 nucleotides long. NCBI's taxonomy places the organism in Eukaryota, Metazoa, Mollusca, Cephalopoda, Sepiida, Sepiidae. The record is from the annotation of a GenBank genome assembly.
AUGGCUGGCCGAAUGUUAUUUCGUCGUCUGCAAAAUUGUUUUUCACCUAAUGCAGGGGCAUUCGUUUGCCUUGGAAAAAUACCUGCAUCCCCUUUAUCCACCUUGACAUCAAGAACUACAAGUGCACUUGAUACCUCUCAAAGGAAUGCUAACCGACAUGAAUUUGGACCUAACUUCUGCCAGCCAAGACGUACAAUGUUUAUCCAGACUCAGGAUACUCCCAACCCAAACAGCCUUAAAUUCUUGCCAGGAACCCAAGUUUUAGAAUCAGGAACCAUGGAUUUUCCUACAUUGGCUUCUGCACACUGUUCCCCACUUGCCAAGCAGUUAUUUCGAAUUGAAGGUGUCAAAUCUGUUUUUAUGGGUACAGAUUUUAUCACCAUCAACAAGAUUGAUGAAGACAUCAGUUGGAGUGUUAUCAAACCGCAUGUAUUUGCUGUUGUUAUGGAUUUUUUUGCAAGUGGUCUCCCUGUACUAACAGAGGAACAACCACCAUCAGAAACUAUCAUUAAUGAAGAUGACGACGAGACAGUGAUUAUGAUCAAGGAACUUCUAGAUACAAGGAUCCGUCCUACAGUACAAGAAGAUGGAGGAGACAUUGUUUUUGUGUCUUUUGAAGAUGGUAUAGUGAAACUGAAAAUGCAGGGUUCUUGUACAAGCUGCCCCAGCUCUGUAGUAACCUUGAAAAAUGGAGUCCAAAACAUGCUACAAUUCUAUAUUCCUGAGGUCAGAGAAGUAGAACAGGUAGAAGAUGAAGUGGAUGAAGUUUCCAGUCGUGAAUUCAGAAAACUAGAAGAGAAGCUUGGAGACGUCUGA